Anopheles coluzzii is the source of this 9235-nucleotide messenger RNA. RefSeq names its product cyclic nucleotide-gated cation channel subunit A (gene CngA). The transcript has 13 exons. Gene Ontology annotation, biological process: monoatomic cation transmembrane transport. Gene Ontology annotation, molecular function: intracellularly cGMP-activated cation channel activity; protein-containing complex binding; intracellularly cAMP-activated cation channel activity. The record is from RefSeq and is a predicted model, not a curated record. Gene Ontology annotation, cellular component: plasma membrane; intracellular cyclic nucleotide activated cation channel complex. Lineage: Eukaryota; Metazoa; Arthropoda; Insecta; Diptera; Culicidae. The coding region runs from base 3115 to 5676 and encodes 853 amino acids.
CGGAAGCAGGUUUCCACACACACAUGAUUCCAGUAGGGGCGUCGGGAUUUGUGUGUGAGUGUGUGUGGGAAGCUCGGGAAGGACCUUGUCUGCUUAAAGCACUGCGCACGUACGGGCAUCAACUCCAAGGCCAAUACCAUGACCGUACCAAUCCCGCCUUGAUAAUGGAUAACAGUGCUAUUUCACCACUUUACGAGUGUGUUAUCAUUCGGGCUCUUUACAGUUCCGCAUCACGCGUAGCACAUGCACCCGAAAGGGAAGGGAUAGUAAAAAGCGUGACUGUUUGGGGCGAAAUCCGACGAAACACAGGUCGUGUAUCUCUCCAAUGAUAGUAGCGGCGGCCCCGAGAGCCCGAGAGCGGGCCUCCCGGUGGCGCCCGCGUACCCUUAAGGAAGGGCCGCUUUCCACGGGUGGGGGCCAGCAGCAGCAGCUGGAAACGACGUACGAGAGCGAGAGAGCGCAAAAGUGAGAGCACACAUACACUUUCGCGCUUUUGAGUGAGCGAGCGAGAGUGCCUAACAGCGUGGGAGAUGCUGCGCGCAAGCUUGAGAUCAAAAUCGUGAAUCAGUUCGUGCUUCUACCAUCAUCAUCAUCGCCACCACCAUCGUCAUCAUUGGCAUCCUCGAUAUCAUUCAGAAAAACGGUUCGUCCAUUACGGCUCUCCGUCCGAACGCGCUCUCCGCGGUAAGCGUCUAUAUCCUGUGGUGGCUCUCCCGAGACUCCGAAGCGUCCUCCCGAAGCCGCACGGUGUACGGUGCGAUGGAUGGAUGGGACACGCGUGUGAGUUAUAUUCGGCUUACCGAUGCCGAGCAUCCGACGGGCGCCCGCGGCACAAUGAUGAUCCUCGCACGUUCCUGAAUGAAACGGGGCCCGACCAGUCUCGCGUCCAGUCUCGGGUAAACAAACAAUCGCAUCGGCAGUAGUGCCAGCAGCAUCGGCAGCAUCGGCAGCAGCAGCAGCAGCAGCAUAUUAGCCGCCAGCCAGUCAGCCGUAUCCGCGUGAGUGGCGGUUUGGUGUGUGUGGUGUGGUGGUCACGGGAUAAUCGGUCAGUGGAAGACAACUGGUUAACAAUAUUUACAACUUUAAGUUUUUAAUAUUAAAACAGAUAUAUUGGCUCUCUGUUGGUUUGUGUCAACGGCGUGUGAGUUAGCCGCCCCGGAUGCUGGAUUUGGUGAUGCCAACAACGUGCUCGUCGUAGCAGGCGGUUUGAAUUUGAAUGUUUGUGUGUUGGUAAGGCCGUGCCACAGGCAGGCUGAAAGUAAAGGGUGGCAGUAAGCCAUGAAGCAGUUGUGCGCGGUGAUUUGUGUUGGUAAAAUGCACUUCCAAUUUAAGUGCUGCUUCUAAUGGUUCCAGGGUUCCAGCUGCUCCCCCACAAGUGCAUUUCUGUGUGAGUUUGUGCGUGUGUGAAUAAGCGUGUUGUAUCGCAGCGUACUGGUUCAAGGCCAACAACCUCCCGGGGUGGUGGGGAGGGUCCCGAGGUAAAAGUGGUAAUAAAAGCGCCAAACCGCGAACCACUUUGCGUGUGCGUCGUGUCGCUGCAGGAGGAGGAAAGCCGGUGGUGGCAACAAAUUUAUCUUCCAAGAAAAGUGGAAAAUAGAAAGAGAGUGGAUAAUUAAAUACAACAUAAUGAACUUCUUGAAGCGGUUCCAUCCGUGCUGGCCGACGGUGCACUCCGUCUGCUAAAGUUUCCCUGGUGCCGUCCCUGGAUGGACGGACGGACCGUGGCCUAAACCUGCGUUGCACAAACACACUAACCCGAAAGACAUCCGAGUGUGUGUGUGUUUGUUGAGAGUGUUUCCUGGCCGUCUACCCCCCCUCCCCCUCCCUUUAUUUUGUGCAUCCCGUCGGCGGGGUACGGUGUUGUGUUUCGCGCCCAAGAGUGGGCCGUUAGUGUGUGUAUGUGUGUGUUAAAGUUGGGGAAAAUUUAUGUACCACAAACACCAUCCGGCCAUCCCAUCCCUAGGCACGGUUAAAGCACUCUUCUGAAAGCCAGAGUGCAUCAACAACAACAACAGCAGCAGCGGUUUCAGUGUGUCGUGUCAGUGCGUAUGUGUGUGUGUGUGUGUGUAGUUUGUGAAGGAUCCUGAAGGAGUUUGCUCUAUCUUGUUAGUGAAAUUGUUUCAAAUUCCGUGUUGAAAGUUGCACCCUUCAACUACAGAAGCGUAAAGCGAGCAGGGUGAGUGCAUUUCAUACGAAUUUCCACCCACCACUUGUGCUUUGUGUGCGCGUAUGUGCGUGUGUGUGUGAGCUUUAGUGUGUAUGUGAGUGUGAAAUUCUCAGAAGAAAGCAAAGUUCACCAUUCGAGGCUUGAAACUUGUUGAUUAAUUUCACCGGUCGCAAAGCGCUAGGCGCUUUUAAAACAGGAAAUGAAUCUACAGCCAUUCGCCUGGCGGGUGCAUACUCUUGUUUGGCGUUUAUCUGUGCUCAGUGCAUGCUGCGAUUAAGUGAGUGUGUCGAGUCAAGCAGUAGGGCAGCAAACUGGUGCGAUCAAAGCCCAUAACACUCGUAACACUUCGUAACGGUGCCAGCAACAGAGUGAAUGCACGGUAGAAGCAGAUUAACACACAUCGUUCCCUCAUCCUGGACCUGGAGUGCAGUUGCAAGACGCAGCCAACACACCUGUACUGAAGUCACGAAAAGCACAACGACAACAAAUUGACACGGUUUGCUGAAUUCGUUCCACUCACCCAAUGCGGUUUGGUUGGAUCAAUUGAGACCCGCAUUUCGAUUGACGACAGCAACUGAACCACCCCAUAAAGCCUUGACCCAAAGAAAGGUUUCCACAUACCCCCUGACGCUUUGGUAGAUGUAGAUCGAGCCUUGGAAUUUCCCUUGUCUCGUGCUGCUGAAGCAAGUCGGAAGUGAACGAUACGGGCGUUGCUUGACAAAAGAGUAGCCGGUUUUUCACCAAACCACCGCAUCGCCAGUAGCAACGUGUCGAUCAUAGAGGGCAUACGGUGUUUCGCCACAACUAGAAAAUAGUCUGCACUAGUGCCGUGUUGAGCGAGAUCCAUCCAUUGAGAGCCGAACCACCCUUAAACGAGGCACCGGUGCAUGGGACGAUAAGAACCGUUCGCUUGCACACCGACCCGAAACCCGAUGAAAUGAGCCGCUAUGUGGACCUACAUGAUGGCAGCGGCCCGAGGUGACCGGGCAAUGUCAUCGAUAUCGUCACGUCAUCAGAGCAAUCGGAAUGAGUUUGACUCGCCAAGCAUUUACCACUUCAAUCGAGUGCAACGACCACUGUACAACACGACGCACCGGGCACCACAGCUCUCCAAUGGACCGGUCAGCAUUAGUACGACUCCGUUCGGGAGCAACACGAUCUACCAGAGCUACAUGCCGCAGACCGCUUCGCUCGACAGCUUCAACAGUGUGGCCACGAAUCCCAGCUUCUCGACCACGGGUGGCACGCCGCCGCCGCCGCUCGGUGGAUCCGGCCGUGUUGCGCCGGCCACCGGAAGCGGCACCACACCGACGGCCGGACGGCGACAGCAGGCCACUGCAGCGUUACCCUUCACGACCCGCAACCGGCCUGAGGUAGCUACGGAGCUGCCGGUCACGCCGAAGAACAACCAUCUAAGCCAAGCUGUGAUAGAGAGCGAGCGGGGCGAUGUUCAGGACCAACCAUCGGCCGGCCGGCGGGGCAAGCUGUCGUCCUUGCGCCGUUCGCUGAACGCGCUCCGCUGUAGGAUAUCGAAACGAGGCCGCUCCAAGCCACCCGACCAAUUUCUGGACAAAUUCUCGGCCGCCUCCGCCACCUCCGACACCCGCCUGCAUCAGGCCGGCUGCGUUGCGCCGCAGGCCGUCCCGUCCGACGGUGUCUGCAGCCGGCUGUCGGUCGAUCCGUCCCUUCCGUCGCACUAUCGGUGGCUGUCUGUCGUUUCGCUGGCUGUACUGUACAAUAUCAUAUUUGUGAUAGGACGAGCGGUCUUCUGGGAGCUAAACAAGCAAGCCUCCGUGCUUUGGUGGAUCCUGGACUAUCUGUGUGAUUUCAUCUACUUGACCGACACGCUGGUGCAUUGUCAUGAGGGAUACUUGGAGCAGGGGCUGCUGGUGCGUGAUGCGCCCAAGCUGCGGAAACACUACUUCUCCAAGCAGCGCUGGUGGCUCGACGUCGUCUCGAUGCUGCCGACCGACCUCGCCUACAUCUGGUGGGCGCCGAGUUCCUGCGCCGCCACCCGGCUGCCGUGUCCAAUUAUAGUUAGAAUUAAUAGGUUACUGCGUCUUCCAAGAAUGUGGGAAUGGUUCGAUCGAACGGAAACGGCCACCGGCUACCCGAACGCCUUUAGGAUAUGUAAAGUUGUUUUAGCUAUUUUAGUACUCAUCCACUGGAACGCGUGUCUGUACUUUGCCAUCAGCUACGCGCUCGGCUUCAGCACCGACAACUGGGUGUACAACAUCAACGGCCCCAAGAACCUGACACUGUCCCGGCAGUACAUUUACAGCUUCUACUGGUCCACGCUCACGCUGACCACGAUCGGCGAGACGCCGACGCCGGAAAACGAUGCCGAGUAUCUGUUUGUCGUGGCGGACUUUCUCGCGGGCGUGCUCAUCUUUGCCACCAUUGUCGGAAACAUCGGUUCGAUGAUAUCCAACAUGAACGUAACGCGAGUCGAGUUCCAAAACCGAAUGGACGGUGUGAAGCAAUACAUGGCCUUUCGGAAGGUGGGCGGCGAGCUGGAGGCACGGGUCAUACGCUGGUUUGCCUACACCUGGGCGCAGAGCGGUGCGCUGGACGAGGAGCGCGUGCUGGCCGCACUGCCGGACAAGCUGAAGGCCGAGAUUGCGAUACGGGUACACAUGGAUACGCUGCGGCAGGUCCGCAUCUUUCAGGACUGUGAGCCGGGCCUGCUGGAGGCGCUUGUGCUCAAGCUGAAGCUACAGGUGUUUAGCCCCGGUGACUACAUCUGCCGCAAGGGUGACGUCGGCAAGGAGAUGUACAUCGUGAAGCGCGGCAGCCUGUCGGUCGUCGCGGACGAUGGCAUCACGGUGCUGGCCACGCUGGGGGCUGGGUCCGUGUUCGGUGAGGUGUCGGUGCUGGAAAUUGCGGGCAAUCGUACCGGAAACCGCCGGACGGCUAAUGUGCGUUCCAUUGGUUAUUCCGAUCUGUUCUGUUUGGCGAAGCGUGACCUGUGGGAAACGCUGGCCGACUAUCCGGAGGCACGAGCGUCGCUGACCGAGCGUGGGUGUCAAUUAUUGCGAAAAGAUGGUCUGCUGGACGAGGCAGUCUUUGCCAACGCCCAGCAGACGCAGGAUUCGCUCGAGAGUGGGGUGGCCCGGUUGGAGCAGACGGUGGAAAACUUGAACCUUCGGUUGGCCCGCCUGCUGGCCGAAUAUUCCGCCAGCCAGGCGAAGCUGAAGCAGCGCAUCUCCAAGCUGGAGGACAGAGUGCAAAAGCCGUCGCCCACCAGCAGAGGUGCAGAAGCGAAGGCGGCGCACCAGCAAUUGCAGCAUCCUGCAGGAGGAUCCGCGGCAUCCAAUGCGGCCGGACGGUUGCGCACGCAACGACGCAAAUCGCACUCGUCCACCACGACGACGACGACGACGACGGCCGCCGAAGAGUCCUUGACGACGGUGACGGCAUCCGGGACGACACCGACCGUGCCGGGUGCAGCGGGCAGUGCCAGCAGCGGGACCAGCAGUAGUGCCCCAGCCCGACAGAAUACGUUAUGAAUAUGCAUUCGCCAUCUUGCAGCGUGGUACUACCACCACUACUACUACAUCCUGCUGGCGAGUGGCGCGUGGGGCUGAGAUGUGAAACGUGACGAUGACGUCGUACAUUUCCGGGGUUUCGGACGAUAACGGGGUGACACAGAUCGAAGAUGAUUUAAUAGUGGAUGGGUGGAUGCGCUUCCUCCUCUGAACCGGCGAGCAGGAGCGCACUUCAAAACGGGUUUAUACAAGACGGCUGCUGCAAAGAAAGGGUGGCGGUCAGCGGGAGAGCUGCCUCAGACAAGCUGCACCGUAGGACAUCAAACGUGCCGGUAUUUGGUUCUUUCAUUUGUGUCCCAAUUGUGCUUCUUCCGUUGAUCAGUUUGAUUGUGCAAUAUUGUUUUUCAUUUCUUUUUAAAUGAUGGCCGCAUUUUUCAUGUUUUGUUUGUUGCUUUAUAAAUAAAUUCACAUUACUUCAUUUUCUUCGAAACAAUUCCACUUCUCUGUUGCAUAAGACAUUUUAUGUUUCUGUCAGUUGGACAAAGAUAUUAUUUGUUAUUAUUGUCCUUUUUUUCUCUGAUUUUUCUAUAAAUUUAAACAACACCUUCAAGACGGUGCAGUUAUUGGAGCAAUGAAUCUCUUCCUUCAUUUAAAAGUAAGCUAACCAGUGCGGACAAACGGAGAAAAACAACAACAAAAAAACAAAAGGCCAACAAAACUAGCAACCAGUAACUAGCAAGUAAUUGUUUCAUUCACAACCAUUGAAGACCUUGUGAACAGCAUCGUGUUAAUCAUAAGUUGAUAAUAAUAAAACUAGCAACUAACUACAUGCAUGAUUCGAAUACAAAACGAUGGUAACAAACGAUGUAGAGAAAACAAAACAAAAAAUGGAAACAAAACAUUUAACGUGCCUCGAAAUGACUAUUUAGUUUUUUACUUAAUGAUUGUGAUAAGCUAGGGAAAAACAACAAUCUCAACCACACACAGUGAACCACAUCUGGUAGUAGUAGUAACGUGGUGGUACUGGUGGGCUAUUGGUUGAGGGUUGGAUUUGUGGUGGUAGCAGCGUUUGUAGUAAAGUGAUGAAAGUGCGUUUAAAGUAAAACCGCAUGUGUGACACGACAGUUUUGAGUAAACUAACCCAAAACGAACGAAAAAACCAAUACCAUUUUGUGGGGCAAAUAAUUGAAGAAAACGAAACGAAAAACUUAAAACAAAACUUAAACAAAUACUAAGGUAGCAGUGCAAAAGGUACUAAACGUUCAAACAUUAAACAGAGAAACUUAACUACUAGUGUUAAAUUGAUGAAAAAAACAAACAAACUAAUGUUGACUAUUAAACGUUUUAAGAGGAAAAGAGAACGUUAGAGCCUUGAGGAGCUUAUCUUGUAUUUGAUUGUAAAUUGUAGAUGGUUUUAUUUUAAAUCAAUUAUUUUUAUUGAUAAAUACUUAAUGUGCUAGUUGUUAGCUACCUUUUCAAAGUAGAAUCUCACGUUAAUGCACACAAUUGGCAUGUCCUGUGUUUCAUUUUGUUUGAAUUGUUUUUUGGAAACAAAACGCUCUUCAAUUCAAUAAUAGAAAACAAUCAAUAUAUCGAUUACAACUCCAAUUAACGCUCUCUUAACACAGUCUCGUUCUCUUUCUCUCCUCUCUUUCCUUCCCUUUCUGCUCUCUCUCCUCCUGUUUCACUUCACAUCAUCACCCACAACUCUAGCUCUCUAUUACCCAUCCACCCAUCCCUCCUUCUAGUUCUACUAUUGUUAGCAAAUAUAUAUUACAAACCAUUGAAAUGUUUCGGAAAAAGGUUUAAAAGCUUUUCCACCACUAUAUACACAUACAAACCCCCACACACACAACACAUAAGACACAAACACACACUGUAAGAAGAAAACAUCAAGCAAAUGCAAACUUAAAGCGCGUUUAAAAGACGCUCCCACGGAAGCGGCCUGCAAAUGGUCGCGGUGGGAAUAGUUAGCUGUUAACCUUAGGCAACAACAAUCACCACAUCGGUUUACCACUUUUACGUUGUUUUUUUUUAAUGCGAUUGUGCCAUAUUUUAUGCAGAGGAAGAGUUUAAAGCCACGCUACGCAACCAUAACAAAGCUUGUUUGCCGAGUUUCACGCAUACGAACCUCAAAUUCUGCCCCCCGCACGCACAGAGCCGAUCAGCUUGCUCUUAUUUCUCCCAUAACCGUUUAUGACAGGCUACAUCAAUCUUGAAGAAAGGAGAAAUCAUCCCAACAACGCCUUUGACAGUGACGUUCUGCUGAAGCCAACUCGCCACCCGCCCCGGAUAACAAAGCAUGUGAGAAAUCAUUCACCAAAAACACAGCAAAACAAAAAGCUGGGUUCGGGGCAUAUACACAUACCUGAAAAGGCAACGAGAACCCAAUAAAAGCAACCACGCCAUUGCAUAACCGAUCACCAGCAUAACCCGGCCCUGCUUUGCUCAACGAUUUCCAUAGCAGCGGAAAUGUAUUCUCCUUCCCAUGUCUUCUUCCGCAUGCAUGCGUGGCGCCACGUGGUAGCGUGAGAUGAUGCAGCACGAAAUGCGGGCGAAAACAUCUUUCGAACAAUAACUCAACAAUGUAUCAAUGCCCCCACUGAAUGUCGAAGUAGGCGGGUAAAAACGCCCCAGCACCUUCGCGCGGGCACAAGGACUGUUGUGCUGCCAGCAUCCUGAGGUGAGGUGAGAUGAGUUGCCAUAUCUGCGCAACCUUCCGUAGCGGCAGAUCGAUUUCAUUGAACUUUCGAGCAUUCGAGUAACUUCGAGUAGGGCCGGGCUUUGGGACAGGCGGCUCAUUUUAAUAUGCAAAUUUUAAUAAUACACAUGCCUUAUCAUUCGGCGUUUGCGUUUUUUGCUUUGCUUUUGCCUCUUUUGCUCAAAAAUGAUAAAAGCUCGCCUUUCCAUCUUUCUGCCGAGUUUCACCGCUAACCAGAAGCGGGCGGAAACAAGUCAUAUUUUCGAGGACAAAAAUACAAUAGCAGCGGAUAGCGCGGUAAUCGUUGUGGUGAUUGUUGUUGCAGUUUUUUAGUUUGUAAGAACGAACACAAUCUAUCGGUUAAAACCGUACGCCCCCGUGCCACGGGAUGAUAGAUUAGUUUCGCUGCGAUUAGGGACGGAUAUAGCUUUACGACGACGAUGACGCCGUGCUGGAACUGGGGAGGGAGCUGGAUCAUUGGGUUUUGGGGAGUCUGUCCUUUGUUCCGUCGUUGCACAUUCGGCUUCAGUUUGAAUAAUAAUUCAUCAUCCGGAAUGUUGGGAAGAGGUUAAGCAUGAUUUCCGUGCUUCUUGUGGGUCCGUCGUGUAUGUUUUUGCGCACAAAAUCACAUAUCUGUUAGCAGUAGUAGCAGUUUAGCGGGCAACGUUCACUCUGUGUGUAACUCCUUUUUGGCAAUAAUGUGCAACGAAUUUUUUUCUCCUGUUUGUUGGUUUGUUUUAAACACAAAUUCACAUUCACUUCUGCUCUUUUAUUUGUCCCAAAACUAAUCGAAAGCGCACCAUUAAAUGUUAAUCAGUAGAACUACAUGGAAGAGUUAAAAGAGUGCGACAAAUGUGUCCCUUUAACACGAACGAGCGU